This is a messenger RNA of Cotesia congregata, 357 nucleotides long. NCBI's taxonomy places the organism in Eukaryota, Metazoa, Arthropoda, Insecta, Hymenoptera, Braconidae. The record is from the annotation of a GenBank genome assembly.
ACUAAAAAAUAUUAUUCUAGAGUCAAGCCGAAAUGUGAGGAUGAAUUUAUAAAAAGCAACGUUAUAGAACAAGAAUGUAACUAUAAUAAUUCUUAUCCAGUUUGUCGAACAAUGAAGUCUUUUUUCUCGAACGGCAAAGUUCGAGUGAUUAUACGCGAUUGUAAUAGAAGAAUUAUGUACAACAAUGACUUUGCCGCACAGUAUAUGAAUUCAACUGGAGAAGCCUAUGUCGUGAAAACGAUUAUUUCCUACUGUGACACCGAUUUUUGCAACAGCGCAAAAUCAAUUUAUUCUGGCCAUAAAGUAGUGUUUCUUAUAAUUAUUUCAUUUUUAUGUAUAUUCAAAAGUUUGCAUUAA